AUGCAACAAAACAUUGAAGAAUUCAUAGAUUCCAUUUGUAAGAAUGAUCUUGUUGUCUUCUUCUUUGCUGGUCAUGGAACUCAAUGGAAUGAUCAAAACUAUUUACUACCUGUUGACAAUGAUCGAAUAAAAACCAGGAACAAUCUCAAGACUAAAGCUAUCAAUGCACAAGAUACUCUUGAACGCAUGUCGAAUAAUGAACCUGCUGCAACCAUAUUUCUUCUAGAUUGUUGUCGUGAUUAUUGCAUCGAAAAUGAAGCUUUAAUACGUUCGGGUACAAGAGGUGGUUCAGCAUUGCCUACUGGUCUUACCGGUAUGCGGACGUCGAGAGAUUCAAUGAUCGUUUUUGCUUGUGCUCCUGGAAAAUUAGCUAAGGAUGUUGCCAAGAAUGGUCGGAAUGGUCUAUUUACAUUUCAUUUGCUUCAACAUGUAGCAAGAUGCAACGAAGAUAUCGAUAAAGUUAUGCGUUAUGUUUCUACAGGCGUAUCAGACGAAAGUAAUGGAGAGCAACAACUACAUAGAGUCAGUUUAAUCGAAACUCCACAUCUAUCGCUCAAUACAGUUCAUCGAGAAAUCGGAAUAGAUGUUGCUAUACACAGUACACCAGAAUCUUGGCCAAUAGAAAAUGUAAUUCAAUGGCUUGAAUCUAUUGGUUUAGGCGAAGUUAUCAAAAAUUUUAAGGAUAACGACAUUGAUGGUUCAUUACUAAUGAGCGAUGGUUUAGACGAUACAGUGUUGAAAGAAUUGAUUACUCAAUUAAAAUAUCGAAUACUGUUUAAAAUUGAACUUGCCAAGCUAAAAUCAAAAUCUCAGCAGAAGUCUAUAAUAUCAACAACAGAUAGCAAUGUCACCUGUAUAACAUUGAAAUCAACCGAUACUUCAGAAAUGUUAUCGAUGACUGGAAACACAAGCCAAGCCUCAGUUACUAAUGAUACUCAAGGCUGCAAAAUCGUACCAGCAGGAAGAGUGGGCGCCAAAGCUAUUUGUCAUGCACCGAAUCGACAUGUUUCAAAUAGAAACAUACAGAUUAAUUUGAAGGAUCUACUCAAUGAUGCAAACUGCGUCCAUUCUACGGCGAUAGAUGCUAAGUAUUUUACUAAUGAUGAUUAUAAACUAUUGAAAAAAUGGUGGUCAUGUCUAUGCUCUGAAGAUAUUAGGCAAUCUAUUGGGUUAGAUCAAACAUUCAAUACAUUGGUAGAUGAAACGAUUAAUGCACAAACACUUAUCGAAGAAUUAACACAAAAUCACUCAAUCACCGCUUAUAUAGUUGAUAGUUUAAAAAGAUAUCAUAGUUUAAUGGAUAUUAUUCACAUUUUGCCAUCAUGCAAUCAACUUGAUUUGGCGAAAUUUCCACAACAACGUCAAAAAAGUAUUCAACUAUUUUGUAAUGUAAUAGGUACAAUAACAAAAUCAGUUUUACUAACAACAACAAUUCAUUCUAUGUCAUAUGAAAGUCAACGUUAUUUUGGUAAUUUUAUUAAGAAAAAUGAUUUACCUGUACCAUUUGCAUAUUAUAUGUGGAAUAAAGAAAUAAAUUCUAUCGAAUAUAAAAUCAACUUUAAUUUAUUGUCUGAAAUAAUGUGUUUGACAAAUGGUCAAUAUAUUUUACAAAUUGGUAGUGAAUCAACAUUUGGAAUGGGUAAGACCAGCAUGUUACAAUAUAUCUUUCCUGACAAACGCACGGAAACAUUGAAUACAGAUGGAAGUUCCACUCUUCGAAAUGGAUGUAUCGAUGUACUUUGCUCACCAGAUGAAAAAAAUCAAAAGGAUGAAUCGCAUACUAUUUUUGAUGUACAUGGAACAAUUAAUAUUUUUAAUGAAGACAUUAUUACUUCUAUUCAAACAUAUUGUUCACUUCAAAUUCUUUAUGUUACAGAAGAAGAUCUUAAUGGUGUAUUUUUAAAUUCUAUGAUGAACUACUCAGAAUGCAUAAAAACAAAACCUACUAUUGUUGUCAUUUUCGAUCCAAAUUAUGAUGAUAAACGCGAUUAUGCAGAAAAAAUUAUUAAUACUUUUCUAUCACAAUAUGGGUAUUGGAAGAAUAUAAGAUGGAUAACAGCACCACCUUCUCAAUUAUGGUAUCGGCGUGAUAAUAAUAAAAAAAGUAAAGAUUUAACACGUUCACAACGUCUUCUUAAAUCAUUUGAAACAUUGAGACAAAGUACAAAUGCAGAAGUGCAGAAACAAAUAAAAUGCACAUCGAUAUUUUCUAUUCUAUCCUAUUAUCUUACUGUUAAAACUUCAACAAAUUCUGGUGCGCCGAUUCAUUAUUAUUUUGAAAUUGAAGAUCGUCUUAAACAACUAUUCGAUGAUUUAAAUGAGACAACAGAAAAUCUUCGUAUUACAACUCCAGUUAGUUACUUGGAUUCUGCAAUAAAACAAUGUGAGAAGGAAUUGUUAAAUAACUGGGAUGCUUCACCAAAAGAAAUACAAACUCGAAAAGAAAAUUUGAUUCGGGAGCGAUCAAAAAUUAUAACUGUCAAUAGUUACACUGGUUUUUUCAUUGACCUAUUGACGAAAUGUUCAUAUACAGAAUUAUUAAUAACUAAAAAAUAUUUAGAGAAAUGGCGAUCGCAGUUCGAAUCAACAUUACUUGAACAAUUAAGCAAAGCAAAAGUUGAAGCCUCAAAAUUAAGUUCACGAAUUAAACAGAUAGAAGAACGCUUGUCAACACAGAAGAAUUUCAACCAUGCAGAAAAGACACAAAUGCAACAAGAACUACAUAAUGUUAAAAGCAAAUUUGAUCAACAACUUAGACUCGUCAAUGAAAUUAAUCAGAAACUUCUGAAUAUUGAUCUAACUAUUGGUCUCUUUUGUGAUGAAAUAAUGGCUUUAUAUGAACUUUCACCACAUAUGUUUAAUCCUCCUACUCUUAUACAAGAUAUCGCUAAAGCAUUCGUCAGUUUAAUGCAGAAAGGCUUUCCAAUUCAUAUACUUCGUGGUCGUCCAUUACAAUGUCAAAGUCGAUUGAUAGACGAAAGCAUAAAAUUUCUUUCGUUAACAACACAUGGACCACCAUUAGUUUUAACAGUUAUUGGUGAACAAUCAUCAGCUAAAUCAUCAUUAAUGAAUACAACAUUUGGUUGUAAUUUUCGUGUUAGUCCUGGACGUUGUACAAUUGGAAUGUAUAUGAGCGUUAUUCGUUGGAAAUCCAAAACAAUUGUUAUUUUUGAUACAGAAGGACUUCUUUCAUUGGAAGAAGCUGGUUCUAUAUUUGAUAAUCAGAUGAUUACAAUGGCUGUACUUUCUUCACAUCUUGUUUUAAUUAAUCAUAAAGGUGAAGUUAGUUCAAAUUUAAAAGAUCUUAUUGGUAUGAGUUUUUACGCAAAAUUGAAUAUCCAAAGUCCAAUUAAACCAAAACUAUUAUUUGUUUUAAGAGAUCAAGCAGAUCUUUCAUCAAAACAAACAUUCUUUCGACAAUUAACAGAAUUAAAAGAUCAAUUACAAAAUGAUAGUAAAUUUCUUAAAACUUCAAUUGAUGAUGAACUUGAGAUUAAUAAUGAAAAUGUUUAUUUAUUACCUAAUGCAUUUUCACAUUACACUGAUGCUAUUUCAAAUAUACCACGAUGUUGGAGAAAUCAAACAUUCCCACAAGAAAUUAUUAAGCUUCGUCAAAUAAUAUUUAAUAAUAUCACAAGUACUACAAAACCACGAAGAUUUUACCAAAUCAACAGAACUUCAGCUAUCGAACCGCAAUCAUCUACAAUAGAUGCAACAUAUAUAGAUAUGACACAUCUAUAUACAAAAAUUUCAAGUAAUUGGGAAGCAAUUGAUCGUCUAGGUUCUAGAUUAUUAGAAUGUAAAACACUCCAUGAACUUUCGAUAUUAAAAGAACUUCAAACUAUAGCGAAUGAAAUAAUUAAGACAGCAAAUGCAACUGUCUUUCUACGUGUUGAAAGUUUAAUUGAAAGAACGUUAUUAGAAUUUUCAAGCGCUGGUUGUAUUGUUAAAGAACUGGAUACUAUUAAUAAUAAAUUUAAUGAUCAAUUAACUGGAAUAAUUACAUACGCCGUCAAUCAAGCACAAAUGGAUUUUAAUGAUAAAACAGAAAGAAGUUGUUAUCUACCAGAAAUCAAAUCAAAAGUUAGUAGAUAUUUAGAACCAACAAUUCAUUCUGCACAACAUCUAUUAAGAAAAAAUUUUGAAACACGUAUAAUAGAUGCAUCAAAGAAGGCACAGGUGAAUAGUGCACAAAAACAAUUAUUAAUAAAGUCAGUACAAGCAGAAUUUGAUGAACAUAAAAGCCUUGAAUUAAAUGAUUUGAAAAAUCGUCCUGACAUGAAAUUUCAAUCCAUGAUAGAACAACAUCGCAAGAAUCUUCAAUCAUCAUCGAAAACAAACACUGAAAUUAUACGGAACAUUUUAAAGUUCUAUAAUAGUCAACUGUUGUGUAAACAGCGAAAAAGAAUCCAUGGAAGUAUUUACGAAUUGUUAUCUCCUAUACAUGAUGAAGGAGCAUUUCAAACGUAUUUUAAAAAAUUUGAAAUUUGUUUAUCAUGGUCUGUAAGAAAAACAAUGCAACAGGUUCCACACAAAUAUGGUGGUUAUUGGAAAGGUUUUAAAUCAUGGUUUACCGGACCAUUAGAUAAAUAUAUCGAUUUUCUAUGGGAAAAUUUAAAAGAUGACAUAAAAUGGUUUACAAACAGUCAGAAAGUAGACAAGAAUAAGGAAACUUUUGCACAGAUAUGGAGUAAUGUUAUACUAGAAUUUCAAGAAAAUCUUUUAACAUCAAUCGAGGCUGCACAAUCUUUUUCAUCAUAUUCAAUGACUGUUCAACAUCUCGUUCAACAUAUUGAAAAUGCAAUGAAUUCUCCAUAUAUCAUCAAAGGAAAUUGUAUAGAGAAACACAUAUUCUGUUCAGAUCUGGUUGUAAUUGGUCUUGAUACGAUAAUUACCGAAGCAAUAGCAAAAGAAAAAUCAGAUUAUGAAUUAAAUUUACAAAAUUCAACAAAUACAAUAAAAGAAUGUCAAAACAAUUUAUAUAAACAAUGUACAGUGAUGAAUAAUUCAUUUGAAUUAGGACGAACACUUGCUGAAAUAAUUGGAAAACAGAUUAUAAAAGAAAUUAGCCAUCUUUUACAACGUAAAAUUGAUAAAGAUAUAAAAGAAGAUCUUAUGAAAAGUCAAUUUAUUAAUCAUGAAGCUAUACAAAAACGAGCUUAUGCAGAGAGUAUAAGUCAGGCAAAUGGUGAGAAUAUUCUUAAAUAUAUUUAUGAUAUUAAUCGAUAUUUUACUGAAUUGAGUUUAAAGGAAAUAAAAACAACCUUACAUACUAUAACACAUCAUCGUACAUUAAAAUUUGAACAUUUAAUUAUUAAAGCAAUUAAUACAGCAAAUCAAUUUGUUCAAGAACAUACAUAUUACGACACUGUUCAAUUAAAAGAUGGAAUACGAAAUGCAAUUCUUGACAUACCUGAAUUGAAACUGAAAGAAUCAUUGGAAAGAGAAUUAUGCUUGAUGUUUCUAAUGAAUAAUGUUAUUCGCAUACCAAUUAAUGAUGAACAACUAUUUAAACAAGGUUUUGCAAAUAUUUCUACAUGUUACAAAGAUAUUGAAGAAAAAAUCACCGAUUUAACAAAAAAUAUCAAAAGUAAAGCAUUUAACAGUUGUAAACAGAGCAUUGCACCAUGGCUUGGUUGUCAAGUCCGAUGUCCAGGAUGUGGUGCUAAAUGUAGUAAACCAGAGCCUCACCACAAAGAAGAAAUUGAAGUUUGGCAAGAUUCUUAUACACAUCCUAAGCCAAGAUUUCUUGAAACUCAUGAAAGUACAUAUCACUUAGCACCUGCAUUUCAUGGGCGGGUACAUCACCAACUACGUACACCGUGUCUUGAAUUAUGUUAUCAGCGCUGGACGACAAUAGAUGUUCAUGUUGGAAAACAACGGCGAUCGAAUAACUUGCAGAAUGAAAAGAGCGAUGAGACUGAAGAUGAAAUUGUAUUUCCAAAAGCCAAAUAUUAUAAUGAAAGACACCCAGCAUGGUAUAAUAGUUUAAAAAAACAAUCAACAGAAGGUAAUGCAUGCAAUGAAUCGAUCCCACCACCUGAUCAAAGACGUGCUUGGAUGGUUGUUCGCCAUGCAAUCGUGAAUCGUUAUAAAAGUUCUAUGAUUGACAACAAAGAAUAUGAUGAUAAAUCAUAUCCAUUAAAUGUUGAAGCUUUACCAGCAGACUUCGAGCCACAAUGGAAAGAUGAAAAUUUUGAAUAA
Molecule: messenger RNA, 6204 nt
Organism: Adineta steineri
Lineage: Eukaryota; Metazoa; Rotifera; Eurotatoria; Adinetida; Adinetidae
Source: the annotation of a GenBank genome assembly